Molecule: messenger RNA, 1521 nt
Organism: Syngnathus typhle (broad-nosed pipefish)
Lineage: Eukaryota; Metazoa; Chordata; Actinopteri; Syngnathiformes; Syngnathidae
Product: rab9 effector protein with kelch motifs
Exons: 18
Coding region: 1-1521 (506 amino acids)
Molecular function (GO): protein binding
Source: RefSeq, a predicted model, not a curated record
AUGGCAUUGGCUAGCGGUCAUUGGCUAGACAAAGAGAUGAAGGGAGAGGCUCCAUGUCCCAGAUAUGGCCACGCUUCAGCUUUGGCAGGGAACAUCGUCUUUCUCUUUGGAGGAGCCUCCAACUACAACCAAGAGGACAACCCUGUUCACUUUGAUGACUUCUACAUGCUAACAGUUUCCCCAGAUGAUGUAAUAUGGGAGCAGAUUCCACAGAGUGGAGAGGUUCCCACAGCCAGACAAGGCCACACUCUCUGUGUUGUUAAAGGGAAGGUGUAUGUGUUUGGCGGUGUUUCCAAUCCCAAGGCUGCUGAAUGUCUCCCGGGGGUCUUCAGUUUUGACAUAGUGUCCCUGACCUGGGAUUGCCUCACGGUCGGAGGUGUGAUACUCAGAACCUGUGGACAUAGCUCUGUUGCUGUCAAAGAUAACAUCUAUGUGUAUGGAGGAACUCUCGGGGGGAUAGCAACUGAUGACCUCAUGGUCUUCAACACAGUGUCCUACACCUGGACACCAGUUAAGACAAGUGGCUCACCACCUCCUGCCAUGUUUGGACAGGGUUGUGCUCAGGUUGGUGACCAGGUUUUCAUGUUUGGGGGUUAUGGAGACAGUGGAGAAUUCUGUAAGGACAUUCAUGUCCUUAAUAUUGAAAACUUGGUUUGGCAGAAAUGGGAGUCAAAGGGAGAGUUGCCUGCUGCCUGCAGUGGAUAUACUUUGACUGCGCACCAUGACAAAGAUAUUUACCUGUUCGGAGGCAAAAGCUCAAAUGAUGACCAAUCAGUGACAUCAUCCAAUGAGAUUCACAAAUUCAGUAUUGCUAAGAUGAAAUGGAAAGUUCCUUUGUACGUUGGCAUUCCUCCUGCCCGACGAAACGGACACACCGCCUUUAUCGUUCACAGCCAUUUGUACAUAUUUGGAGGAAAGAAUGAAGAGCAAGAAUUUAAUGAUCUGAAAGUAAUGAAACUUAUCAAUCCCUCGGAGAGGCAACCAGUCAUGAAGGAGAUUCUGUCUGAAUUUGGUCUUCAGGGACUUAGUUACAGUUUUACUCCCACAAAAAUUCCCAACGUUCGCUAUGAUCUGAGUGACUCUUCUCCAGCCAACCAGUCCAAGAGUAUAACAGCUCGUGGGCAGAUAUUUGUCCACAGAGACUUCAGUGCAGUUCGAGACAAGGCCAUGUCGAUGAUCCAGACUGCGUUCACUCUACUUGACCAGGAGUUCCAGAAGCUAGAUCAGGAGAAGAGAACGUUGUCAAAAUCUGCUGCUGCUCUGCAAAUAGCCAGAGAAGGCCACGAGGCUCAGAAGCAACAACACCAACAGGAGUUGCAGGAAAUGCUCGACAGACAUCGUUCUCAGAACGAGGCAUGGCUUCGCGCGAGAGCUGAGGAAAAUGACAGAGAAAGGAGGGAGCUCUGCAGACUGAGGGAGGAAGUGCUGCAAGAGCAAGAGAAGCUAAAGGAGGAGCACAGCAGCAUCCAGAAACGGAGUGAACAUCUUCUAUCUAUUAUGCAGCAGUUUAAAGGGAUGUAA